This is a messenger RNA of Lactuca saligna, 604 nucleotides long. NCBI's taxonomy places the organism in Eukaryota, Viridiplantae, Streptophyta, Magnoliopsida, Asterales, Asteraceae. The record is from the annotation of a GenBank genome assembly.
AUGGGAAGGCCUAAGUUAGAUCCUAAUCUUACCCAUUGGAGAAGAGGUGGAAGAGGAGGUGGUAAAGUCAAUAGAGGUGGAAGAGGAGGUGGUCGAGGUGAACCUAAUGUUAAGGUUGAACCUGAGUUUGAGGUUAAACAUGUUGUGGAUGAGGGGGAUGGAAUUGAUAUACCAGAUAUGGAUAUAAUAGUAAGUUCCAUUCUAAAUUUGAGGUCAUCAAACUAUAGUGAUGCUGAAAUAAUGUUUUUUCUUGGAAUUAAUGAAUCUCAAUUGAUGGAGUUUUGGUGUUUAAAUGUGGAAACCAAUGUGCAAGAAGAGACUCAAACAGUACAAGUGAAUGAAGAAGAGAUCAAUGAAGAAGAGGUCAAUGAUGAGGAUACCCAUGAGGAGCAACACCCAAGAAAGCAGGAUGAGGAAGACCCAACAAAUCAGAAGGAGGAAGCCAUCAGAGAGGAUAACUGAGUUAAAGUUGAAGAAGCAGGUGGUGAGCAAAUUUGGGAUGACUGAAAGCACACCACUUAAUUUAUAAUAGGGAAAAUGAUUGUGAUAUGGUAGCCCCUUUUUUUGUAAUUAACUCAUUGUGUUGGCUUUAUAUAACUCUUUG